This is a messenger RNA of Durio zibethinus, 1271 nucleotides long. Its product is annotated as heat stress transcription factor C-1-like. The record is from RefSeq and is a predicted model, not a curated record. Gene Ontology annotation, molecular function: DNA-binding transcription factor activity; RNA polymerase II cis-regulatory region sequence-specific DNA binding. Gene Ontology annotation, biological process: cellular response to heat; regulation of transcription by RNA polymerase II. Gene Ontology annotation, cellular component: nucleus. Lineage: Eukaryota; Viridiplantae; Streptophyta; Magnoliopsida; Malvales; Malvaceae.
AGGGCAAAGGCAGCAAAACCCAACUCAGCCCUCUGCCCUCUGCCCUCUGCAAUUGUCUCUGCCUUCUUCUCUUCUUUUGGCUUAGAAAGAAGGAAACUUUGUUUUCUUUUUUUUUUUUUUAAGUUUACAGGGAAGUAGCAGAGAGACAAAAAGUUUGAUUUUUAUGUGUUGAUAUGGAGGUCAAUAGUAAUACUAACAUUGCUGCGCCGUUCGUUGUGAAAACUUAUCAGAUGGUUAAUGAUCCGAUGACUGACACUUUGAUCACUUGGGGUAAAGCUAAUAACAGUUUUAUAGUCAUCGACCCUUUAGAUUUCUCUCAGAGGAUUUUGCCUGUUUACUUCAAGCAUAACAAUUUUUCUAGCUUCGUUCGCCAGCUUAAUACAUAUGGUUUCAAGAAGGUGGAUCCGGAUAAGUGGGAAUUUGCAAAUGAAUGGUUUCUCAGAGGGCAAAAGCAUUUCUUGAAGAACAUAGUAAGAAGAAAGCAUAAUAAAAAUCCAUACAUGCAAGUGAAAACUGAGGACUUAAACGACGAGGAAAUAGUCAUUGAAAUAGCGAGGCUAAAAGAGGAACAAAAAUCGUUGGAAGAAGAGUUACAAGGCAUGAACAGGCGUUUAGAAACCACUGAGAGACGCCCGCAACAAAUGAUGGCGUUUCUUUACAAAGUUGUUGAAGACCCUGACCUCCUUCCUCGUAUGAUGCUCGAAAAGGAACGCACCAGACAACUUAACGCCGACAAGAAGCGACGGUUGACGAUGAUGCCAUCCCCGUAUUCAUCUUCUUCAAGCCUGGCCGUUUCGAAUAAUUCAGUAAAAUCUGAAGAGGAAGAAGAAGAAAGGCAUCCAGGAGUAAUUUCGUCCCCAGAAACUGGAUUCGAUAUAGACAACAACUUUUGUCGCUCAAAUUAUCAAUCGUCGCCAUCGCCUGAGUACUCCAAAGAGUUAUUGGGGCAUAAUAAACAAAUUGUGGGGCAAGUCAUGAACUACGGUUGCGCCACAGUAACUAAAAAAUUACCGGCGGUUGCGGUGGCACCAUCAGUGAUUGGAACCGACAUGGCGGUGACUUCGUCGGGAACGACUAGUAUAGCAGGGUAUGAUGAUAGGAAUGGGCAAUUCGGUUAUUUUGGAGAAAUGGCGGCGCGCCCACCACCGCCUUAUCCAUUUUCGCUAUUGGGGGGUGGCUUUUAGUUAGUUGCUGCACGAGACAUAUCUUGGAUUCCACCUUUCCUAUUUAAUUUUGUUUUUAGUUUUAGAUUUUGCGUAUUUUAUUUUUGG